Messenger RNA from Stylonychia lemnae, 1728 nucleotides. The record is from the annotation of a GenBank genome assembly. NCBI's taxonomy places the organism in Eukaryota, Ciliophora, Spirotrichea, Sporadotrichida, Oxytrichidae.
AUGUUGAUUAUAAUUACUCGUUAGAACUGUAUUUAAACUGAACUUAGAUAUCAACAAAAAAUCUAGAAUGGUAUUAUCUCUCGGCUCUUACCAAUGAACAGAAGUUUUCAGUCAACUGACUAUCAGAAGCAAGCACCUAAUCUCGAGGAUGGAGAGUUCUCCUCAGCUAUGUUUGAUUUUUAUCUCGAGGAGAAUGACCACAUUAGUGUGCAAGCACACCUACCUCUGUAGAAUUCUCAAAACUUGGAUUUCCAGCCGAAUCCUGAUGGACUGAAGCGGAUACCAAAUCCAAGUAUCGACAGUUCCAAUCAACAAACUGCCAACUAUCGUAAUUAACAAUCAGCUCGCCGCUAACAACGAGUACCAGCAAUUGACUCACAAGAUGAGGAACUAAUGGCUGCAAGAACUUUCCAGCACUCCCAACAGAGAUUAAAUGAAGUGGGUGUCACACCCAGGCAACCAACAUAACUCAGAGAACAAAUUGUUCCAGACAGACCAAGCAUUCAUAUGCCAGAUGUCGAGCCUGACCUAAAAAUAAUAGCUAGAAAGCAAGCUCGAGAGUCAAUCGAGUCACAUGCCGACUCUCAAUAUCAUUCAUAUGAGGAAUUCAAGAGAGGGACGGAUCUACCAGCUCAUCAACGAAAGAAUUUGCCUCAAGAGAAAGAGAAGGACAACAUCAUACUUGAGAGUGUGGUCUCACUUGAAGGAAUUACAGUGAACAGCAUCAGGACCAGUGGAUUGUCAGGUGUAAUGAGGUCCAAAGCCGAAAUCUACAAUAUACUUGUUUACCAAGUGGCAAGAAGAGGGUAAUCUAACUCUUGCAUUCACUCACUAUCGGUGCUCUUAAACGAUCAAGUUAGCAUGAUAAGUGCUCCAAAGCAAAAUGAGUUGGCUACUAAGGAACUGCUGGUCGAUGCCUAUAAUGAUUAAAUGAUCAAAUACAACCUGCCAAACAUAAGUGAUGAGAGAAGAGUAAUCAACACUCUGAAGCCUUAGUUCUUCAAACAUAGCAUCCAGACUAGAUUGAAGAAGAGACAAGAUUAGGUUGCUCAGAGUAACAAGAAAUUUAUAGAUAUGGUAGAUGAAAUGUACAGACCUGUGAAAAAGGAAGUGGUAAUCAAUCCAAGAAGUAAGAAGAGAAAGCGAUCCAAGUAGAGUAGCAGACUGAUUGUCAAGGAUAAUUCUCUCGUUAGUUUCUAGUGUGGAGAGACUUUUAGAACGAACCACUCUUCUCCAGCCAAGAGAUUCAAAUACAAUGCCAUGGACAAGGGCGACGUUGGUGAGGUAUCUUUAAGACACAAUGCAUUCGCCAUGAGUUAACAUUCAUUCAGCAACUUCUCAGAGGACAGAGCAAGUCCCUAAUAGGAGAGUAUUAUGAUAGCAACAGUCAAAUCUUAACCUUAUUCUAAUCAAAACAUUCACUAGCCAUCAUUAUGUGGCAUUUUCCAUGGGUCCAUAGUUUAUUCUUUAGCUAUCACAGCUGUCAAUAUUUAAUUCACCUACAUAUUAUCAAGCAUCUCAGUUAAAUACUUCAGUCUGUAAAUUUAAUCACUGCAACUAUAUCAUAAGUGCCAAUCGCUUCCAGCCUUCCAGAGAUCUCACUCUCAACAGCCCUAGAAGCAAGUCUUGACUCAAGAUAUUAUAUCUCCAGGAUACUUGCCUAAAGUGAGAUGCGAUUUUCCACAAGAGCAUUUUAUCUUCGAUAAUCCUCAACUAAGUCAUUUAUGA